Orbicella faveolata is the source of this 1119-nucleotide messenger RNA. Its product is annotated as di-N-acetylchitobiase-like. The record is from RefSeq and is a predicted model, not a curated record. Gene Ontology annotation, molecular function: chitin binding. Gene Ontology annotation, biological process: oligosaccharide catabolic process. Lineage: Eukaryota; Metazoa; Cnidaria; Anthozoa; Scleractinia; Merulinidae.
CAACUCCUCGAACUGGUACUUUCUGUCAAAGCUUGUUUGGUCAUGGCGAGCAGAUUUUUGGCCCUCAUUCUCCUGUUUUGGGGCAGCUUUUCUGCCACAGUGAAUGGAAAAUGCCCUUGUGAAGAUCAGUCUUUAUGUGAACCAAUCGCAAGACCUCCGGGAAAAGAAUUUCUUAUGUUUUCCACUAAACCUAAUGUGUGGAGAAAGUACGACUGGACGAAAGUGACAACGAUCGCUCUGUUCAGACCUUGGGACGACGAACUGAUGUGUGAAGCACACAAAAGGGGUGUUCGAGUUGUCUUGGCUGCCAACUUUCCCACAGAAAAGCUGAGUAGUAAAGAAGUAAGAACCAAAUGGAUACACAACUUGACUCAAGAAGCUCUAGCUCGCCAUGCUGAUGGAGUGAAUAUCGAUAUUGAGUCGCCAAUAGCCAAGAGGUCAAGAGAGGUUACAUUACUGACAAAACUAGUGAACGAAACAGCAACAGCUUUCCGUUCAGCAAUAAAGAAUUCUCAGGUAUACAGUGUAUGAGCCACCAAUAAGUAAAAAAAAACUAUUCAGACAUAAUCAUUUUCAUUUCACUGUAUUCACCUACUUUAGAAGCGUCAUGGACUACAAAACUUGUUAAUUGUAUGUGUGGGGUUGGAGGGAUGUUAAGGAGCUGGUCUGUAAAAAGCCAUGCUGUGCAGUACCGUCAUUCAUUCAGUGCAUGCAUAUACAAGUCAAUUGACUUAAUUAUUAAAUAUCAUAGUUUGAGGAAGUUUUUACUAUUUCAAGAAAACCCAAUCAAAGGUAAAUCUGUGUCAGGCCUUAUCCCAGUUUCUGUAGCAUGUGACAAGCAGGAGAAUUUCUACUCCUCUUUGGAUGGGAUACUGGUCCAUCACAGGGUUACCCCCCAGCAUAACAUUCUGCGGUAUCCAUUUGUUCUCCUGGAUGGAGAGAGGGACAUGAGAGUUAAAUGUCUUGCCCAAGAACACAUCGUAGUAAGCCUGGCCCCUGCUCAAACCCAGACUGUUUGACCCCAGGGUACAGCAUGCUAACUGUCAGUGGUAGAUCUAGGAGAGGGGUCCAGGGGGGCCUGGGAUGCUCCCCCCCCCCCUUAUCUUGGGUAAAAAAAUU